GGCGCAUCCGACAUACAGAUCAGUCAUGGCCAUUCGAUCCGCCUCUCUCCUUCUCCUUGGCGCGACGCUCGCCUUUGCUGGCCAACUCGAGGAGCGGCAGAGCGGAUGUCCUCAGGUCCACGUCUUCGGUGCUCGCGAGACGACGGUGCCUCCUGGCUACGGUACCGCUGGCCAGGUCGUCGACUCCAUCCUCAGCGCCUACCCCGGAUCCACUGCUGAAGCCAUCAACUACCCUGCGUGCGGUGGUCAGGCCUCCUGCGGCGAUGUCAGCUACGCCAACUCGGUCCUUCAAGGGGUGCAGGCGGUUGCCAGCCAGGUCAACUCUUUCAACCAGAAGUGCCCCAGCACGUUCCUCGUGCUCGUUGGCUACUCCCAGGGUGGACAAAUCUUCGACGACGCGUACUGCGGUGGUGGCGACACAAACGAGGGCCUUACCAGCACCGCCAUCCCGAUUUCCACCUCUGCGCAAGCUCAGAUCAAGGCUGCCAUCUUCAUGGGCGACCCCAGGCACAUCCCCGGCCUUUCUUACAACGUCGGUACUUGUCAGGCGUCCGGGUUCGCGCCGCGACCGGCGGGAUUCCAAUGCCCGUACGCCAGCAACAUCCAGUCCUACUGCGACUCCUCCGACCCGUACUGCUGCAACGGCAACAAUGCGGCAACGCACCAAGGAUACGCGAACGAGUAUGGCGCCGUCGCGCUCACGUUCGUCAAGAACAAGCUCAACACUGCCAUCGCGGGUAGCGGCAGCGGUGGAUCCUCUGGGACCACCACCUCCCCGACCUCCACAGCUCCCGGUUCGGGGUCGACACCUCCGGCGGGUGGAAGCGCGGCUCACUGGGCGCAAUGCGGCGGACAGGGCUUCACGGGCCCCACGACCUGCGCAUCGCCGUACACGUGUCAGUGCGCCAAUGCUUGUAAGUUUUCUUCGCAUUUUGCCAUAUGA
This is a messenger RNA of Punctularia strigosozonata HHB-11173 SS5, 943 nucleotides long. RefSeq names its product cutinase-domain-containing protein. Lineage: Eukaryota; Fungi; Basidiomycota; Agaricomycetes; Corticiales; Punctulariaceae. Gene Ontology annotation, cellular component: extracellular region. Gene Ontology annotation, molecular function: hydrolase activity; cellulose binding. The record is from RefSeq and is a predicted model, not a curated record. The transcript is spliced from 3 exons. Gene Ontology annotation, biological process: carbohydrate metabolic process. The coding region runs from base 26 to 943 and encodes 305 amino acids.